Molecule: messenger RNA, 1355 nt
Organism: Oxyura jamaicensis (ruddy duck)
Lineage: Eukaryota; Metazoa; Chordata; Aves; Anseriformes; Anatidae
Product: ATP-dependent 6-phosphofructokinase, muscle type-like
Exons: 9
Biological process (GO): fructose 1,6-bisphosphate metabolic process; canonical glycolysis; fructose 6-phosphate metabolic process
Cellular component (GO): 6-phosphofructokinase complex; membrane
Molecular function (GO): fructose-6-phosphate binding; monosaccharide binding; 6-phosphofructokinase activity
Source: RefSeq, a predicted model, not a curated record
GCUGUCACUUCUCCGCGUGACACCGGGGCCGCGCUUGGUGCCUCUCCGCCGCCCCCGGCCCCCCCCUUCCCAAAGUUUGGUUUUUGCCCCAUUUCCCUCUUUUCUUUUUUGCCUUUUCAGCCAAGAAGAUGGCGCAGCCGCCGAAGGCCUGCGUGCACACGGAGAACCUGGGCGCCGGCAAAGCCAUCGCCGUCCUCACCUCCGGGGGGGACGCGCAGGGCAUGAACGCGGCCGUCCGCGCCGUGGUGCGGGUGGGCAUUUACACGGGCGCCAAAGUCUACUUCGUGCACGAGCCGCCCGCUGGCACCCGCGCGGCGGGGAGCACGGCGCCCGUUUUCGGGGUGCCGGUGCCCGUUUUGAACGAUGAUUGUUUUCAUUUUGGGGGGGUGGGCGCCCCCCAGGGAGGCACGGUCAUCGGCAGCGCCCGGUGCCAGGAUUUCCGGACACGUGAGGGGCGCCUGAAAGCCGCCCGCAACCUGGUGAAGCGCGGCAUCACCAACCUCUGCGUCAUCGGCGGCGAUGGCAGCCUCACCGGCGCCGACACCUUCCGCGCCGAGUGGAGCAGCCUCCUGGCCGAGCUGCUGAAGACGGGGGGGAUCACGGCGGAGGAGGCCAAGAAGUCGAGCUACCUGAACAUCGUGGGCAUGGUGGGCUCCAUCGACAACGACUUCUGCGGCACCGACAUGACCAUCGGCACCGACUCGGCGCUGCACCGCAUCAUGGAGAUCGUGGACGCCAUCACCACCACGGCCCAGAGCCACCAGAGGACGUUUGUGCUGGAAGUGAUGGGUCGGCACUGCGGCUACCUGGCUCUCAUCACCUCCCUGGCCUGUGGCGCUGACUGGGUCUUCAUCCCCGAGUCCCCUCCCGAGGAUGACUGGGAGGACCACUUGUGCCGGAGGCUGACGGAGACCCGCCUGGGCGGCUCGAGGCUGAACAUCAUCAUCGUGGCCGAGGGCGCCAUCGACAAGCACGGCAAGCCCAUCACCUCCGACGAUAUCAAAAACCUGGUGGUGAAGCGUUUGGGCUAUGACACCCGGGUCACCAUCCUGGGCCACGUGCAGCGCGGCGGGACGCCCUCCGCCUUCGACCGCGUCCUGGGCAGCCGCAUGGGCGUGGAAGCCGUCAUGGCCCUGCUGGAGGCGACACCCGAGACCCCCGCCUGCGUCGUCAGCCUCUCGGGCAACCAGGCCGUGCGCCUGCCCCUGAUGGAGUGCGUGCAGGUGGUGAGUGCGGGGACGGGGACACGGAGCAGCUCGGGCUGCUGCCAUGCGAACCCGUCCGGCACGGUGCGAGCCCACCAAGCGUGGUGCGAAGUCGUGCAGCGCGCCGCAAGCCUGGCUGGCGUGGUGCAA